Trematosphaeria pertusa is the source of this 1099-nucleotide messenger RNA. RefSeq lists its product as uncharacterized. The record is from RefSeq and is a predicted model, not a curated record. The coding region runs from base 124 to 918 and encodes 264 amino acids. The transcript is spliced from 4 exons. NCBI's taxonomy places the organism in Eukaryota, Fungi, Ascomycota, Dothideomycetes, Pleosporales, Trematosphaeriaceae.
AGACAAUCUAGAGCAUCCUAAAGGAAUGCAUUGCGACGAAAAAGCACUUCUGCUCGGUCUCCUUGCUAAACGAACUCGCCCGCCACACUGCGCACAUUAAUCGAUUGGAACUUGGCUACGCCGAUGAUUUACGCGAUCAACAUGGCACAGAGAGCCACGAUGACUCUUCAAGCGACUCUGCAAGACGGCACAAGUAUAAACCUCACCAUCUCCCCAGGUUCAAGGUCGACACCAGCAGUCACUGCAUCUGCAACCUUGGGUCACAGUUCACUCUCAAUUGGGAUCCAUACUUCGCCUUCCAACCCUAUCCGCUCAACAACUCCUUCGUUAAGGAAAUAUCAAAGCCCAGCAGCCAUGCCUCACGUGACACCUCAGAAUCCCCCAGUGGACAUUGUUGCCGUCGACAGCGGAAACAAAAGCUACCUGUUCUACGUCAACCCAGACAAGAACCUGUCCUACCUGGAAUCCCCCGACGACUCCGGAUCCGGCGAUUACAAGAGGAAGAGGAUUCAGAUCGGCGAGGACGACAUUCGUGUUUCAGACAAGACUCAGCAGGUCGCUGCAAUCACGUGGAACCAGAAUGACGCUGGUACCAAAGAGAUCCGCGUGUACUAUGUGGAUCCGGGCCAGAAGCUCAGGGAGGUGUGCAAGACGGGCGACGCACCUUGGUACGAGGGCUCACUCGGCUCGGCCAAGAAGGAGAAGCACACUAUCGAGGAGGGCUCUUCCAUUUCCGCCACUGUCCACUACUACAGGGACGGGAAGUGGAACUUGAGGGUCUACGGCGUCAAGAAGGGGAACGAGAAUGAGUACAAUGUUCCUCAGAUGUCGGUCUUCAAGUUUCUUUUCGACGAGAAGGGGCAGAACACUCAUGACUGGUCUCCUAACAUCAUCACCAACGAGAUCAAGAGCUACUAAGGUCUCAGCUGAGGAUAUCAAGACCUUGCUGGGAAGUAUCCUGGCGAAAAGUUGGUGCUAGGGAUCACUGUCUGGUAGAAAGACUUACGGGGCUUUCGAAAGUGGGUUACACUCGUUUUAGAGGUUAAGAUCUGGUUUCUGGUCGCAUGACGGACAGCGCUUUUGAAAGUGGCCUACACUC